This is a messenger RNA of Corythoichthys intestinalis (scribbled pipefish), 970 nucleotides long. RefSeq names its product lithostathine-1-beta-like. The record is from RefSeq and is a predicted model, not a curated record. NCBI's taxonomy places the organism in Eukaryota, Metazoa, Chordata, Actinopteri, Syngnathiformes, Syngnathidae. Bases 333 to 839 code for a protein of 168 amino acids. Gene Ontology annotation, molecular function: signaling receptor activity. The transcript is spliced from 7 exons.
UUGUCCGGCCCAUUUUUGGAGUUUUGUGUAAAUUUAUAAUUAUUUAAUUGUUUUUCCCAUUCUCUGUUAUUCUGAUAAAUGUUUGGUGGCUGUUGCAUGAGAAUUUGUGGCAUGAAAAGUUGGCUUGAUCGUUUGUUCAAAAACCUGUUUGGCAGAGACAGAUAAACAGUUAUAUCAAUUAUUUGGUCAUUUUCAGUUGACUUUCAGUUAGUAAUUAUCUGGUCUGGUAACAAUUGCAUGUCGUGGCCCUUUUCCCAUCCUGCGACUGGGCGAACACUAUAUAAAAGCAAUCAUCGUCAUCGACUUCAGUAUCAAGCCUCACAGCUGUAAAGAUGGCCUUCGCUCUACGCUUGGUCUUCCUCCUCUGUGCGAUUUGUGGACUUUUCACUAAAGUCUCGUCUCUCCAUAAGGAAGAAGUGAAAGACAAUAACUGUCCCAAAGGAUGGACUCGCUUGGACUGUCACUGUUACAUCUACCAACGAAAUCCGAGGAUGCUUGCAGAUGCAGAGAGCAUCUGCAAUAUUCUUGGUGGAAAUGUAAUGUCCAUUCACAAUUCCCUGGAAAACGUGUUUGUUCACGAACUGUUUAAAAGGGAAGCAGCUUUAAAUGACACCGCUGUCUGGACCGGACUCCAUGAUACGCUUGAGAACAAUGAAUUCUUAUGGAUUGAUGGCGUAGAAUUUGAUUUCAGCGCAUUUGAUACGGCUAACGGCGAGCCUAAUGCCACCGCUAGUGGUUGUGUAUCGUUGGCUCUGGAUGAUGGACUCUGGGACACUGAAGACUGCUCAACGGAAUAUCCGUAUAUUUGCCUCAUGGAUGUUAUGGAUCAUUCACACUAAUCACACUCUUCCCAUACUGCCUUGAGUAACAAUCAUGCUCUUUGUGUGACCAUAUCACUCUUUUGUGGUGGAUUUGAAUGACUUGGUUUACGAUUGACUCUUUGUAUCUUCUUCCGCAAUGCUUAAUAAUU